Molecule: messenger RNA, 4513 nt
Organism: [Torrubiella] hemipterigena
Lineage: Eukaryota; Fungi; Ascomycota; Sordariomycetes; Hypocreales; Clavicipitaceae
Source: the annotation of a GenBank genome assembly
UUUUGAUUGCACUUGGAAUAAUGACGAGAGCCUUCUACCGAUUCUUUGUAAGGAGAGCAAAAAUGACUUGAUAGACUUGGGUCCGCUAUCAGAACAGAGCCAACUUCAACUCGCCUAUUAACUUACAAUGGUGUAAAGAUCCGGCAGCAGCAUGGAUGGCGCUGAAUCAUUAUACUUAAGAAUGUAUUUCAAAGCAUCUUGUGUUUAAUUGGAUUCCCCUAUAGCAUGAUUUCGAGAACCUCCCCGUCACCGAAGUCGGACACUAUGGUUGGGGGCGACGCCCGUUCGAGAACCGGGCUCAAUAACUUGGAAUCGUAAGACACCAUCCGGCACUCGCGAUUUGACUUUGGAUCACCCAAAGGUUCCAAGCGACAACGUUCGAGACCCGAAGCUAUCCGAAGAUACUGCUUUUGUGGCUUCAGGCUACUUACACCGCACUGCCGUCCUUGACGUCGUUCCGCUGUUGCGCCAUCGAGCCUGAUCUGCCAAGAGCGGCACAUCGCACUAUGCUCCAAUCUACAGCCCUUUUUUUCUUGGCCUCAAGUACCCAUGCGAGGAAACGACUGUAAGCACCACUACCGACGCCUCCUCUUCCCUCACAAGCGGGGGUUGUUACCAACCCCGCGUCACCUUUGCCUGGCUCUCGUGAACGACGACGGGACGUAGCCUGAUUUGGAGGCUGGGACUUUUGCUAGCCCACAUUUCGGCGCUCUUCCCGAAAUGGAAACUCUUUGGAAGAGCAAGCCUGGUGUAAGUCGACUAUCAUGACGGAGAGGUAUGGCGCCGUCCGCACUCUCUUUUCGGUUGUAUGAACUUUGCUUCUGUGCGGUUUGGUUACAAGUGUGCUGGUGAUCAAGCCAUUGUCUUCGAUAUGGAAAAUCUCAAGAAAUAUUUCGGCCGGCAUAGCUAUCAAGCUGUCGAUGUAGACUCUAAAGAGAGUCUGCAGGAUGGCAUGAUGUACAAAUCAGCCAGUCGUUCGCCUGCAGAGGCUAUCCGAACCGCCAUCAUUGUCUGCUUGCUCAUCUCCAAUAUCUCGCUGGGCAUUGGCCUUUACAAUUCGACUGCAGAAUGUAGCCAUUUUUGGGCUACAGAGCAUUACAAAAACGCAGAUAUGAAUCGAGACAUUAAAAAGGACUCUGCAUACUCCCCUGUCCUCGAUCGAUUCGAACUCAACCCGCGAUUGAAGACUUUUAACGGCGCUCUUCGAGACAAUUCAUCAAUUUGGCGCCAGCCUCCUUCUCCCGAGGUUGAUGCUGCUUGGGACUACAUCUCUGCUGAACUGUUUGAGUUGAUUACCGUCUCAGAACAGGACAUUAUACUCUCUGGCAAAGAUCCUUCCAAAACACUACAGGCUCCUUUGUCCUGGGGCUAUGGUGAGGGUGCAUACAUUGCACAGGUAGAUGUUUUUCACCAAAUUCACUGUCUCAAUGAGCUGCGCAAGGAGAUGCACCACGACUACUAUUACGAUGGGAAGCCCGCAUCUGAGCUGCAUCACCAUCACAAGGCACACUGCGUUCACAUGUUGCUUCAAGCUCUCAUGUGCUCUGCUGACGUCGGCAUCAUCACCCAUAAUUGGGUACACAACGAACGGAUUGAGGAGCCCAAGAUGAGACCAAUGUCUGAUUUCAAUGUUGUCAAGAAGUGCGCAGAUUUCGAUGGCCUACUUGCAUGGACGAGAAAGAAUGCAGUGCAGGAUAUUAAGAGCAAGUGGCCUCUCUUAAAGUAUGAACCUGGAAUGCCUAUUGUCGCUGGCGAAGGAUAUGCCUGAAUAUAUUUCUUUAUUUCAGAUUUCUACUCUAAUAAUCUCUACAAUUCACUCUGAACUCCAUGAGCCAAGGUCCACUGCCGAAUGUCUUCAAAGUUCCGGCAGGUAUGCUGAAUAUCAAAGCGUGGCUCGGGUGCCAAUUUCUGACGGGAGCGAUCGUUGUAUACGAUCAAGUCAAUGUCACUGUCACACUUUGAAUGAGUUAGCAAAGGAUUCUCAAGAAGUAGCAUAUGCCAGGCUUACCAUGAUCUUCUGUCGGAGGACGUCGAGGCAGUGGUCUAGAGAAAAGGUUAGUAUCUCGGCCUGUUUUCAACAAGACUAUCAGACUUACCGACAUGGUAGUCUACCAUGCCUGGAUCAUCGUGAAAAGAGGUAUAGUCUGGGUAGCUUUCGCGAUGGAUGAACUUGCGGACAAGAUUCAGGCAGUGCAGUUGAUGGAAGACUUCGACAAAGGCAAAGUACUUGCCGUCAUGCCCAUACGCAUUUUCGAUGGGUUGGUUGAUGCGCUUCAUUUCAUCUUCAGUGAUGAGAAUUAAGCUCUCUGAGAUAUUUGGUUAGUCUGAAUAGACAACGGUCAGCAAGGCUUGUUCUCACGAUUCAUGAUUCCAGCCCAGGCAGCGUCGAGCUCUGGUCGUGGUUUGCCUUUGAACGGCGAUGGAGACUCAUUCAUGUCUAUGAGAACAUGAUCAUAAACUCUUUCUGAGUACUUCACGACGUCCCAUAGAGGUGCUGGAGAAAGUCAGCUCAUCAUCACCAUGGCUUCGACCCUGCCCACUCACAGUAGUGCCUGGAGGCCUUGUCUUCUCGUGAGGUGUUUGCACCUCUUUCGAAAUAGACAUGGAUCACAAGAGUGAAAAUCACAAGAACAGAAAGCCCAUGCAUCAACCAGUGCAAAGGGGAUGGCCUUCUUGGCUGGUAUCUCUCAUGGCCUAGUGACUCAUCAUCAGUGCUUUGGCUGUCCGCCUCAAGACGAUAGUACUCUUUGUCCAUUUUUGUGAUUGACUGCCAGCUUUACUUUCGAAUGAUGGGAGUGGCGAUGCCAAAGACCCCGUACAAAGAGUCUCUACAGAAACUAUGGCCAUGCCGCAGCCUGCUUGUGACUAUGGACUCGGCCAGUUAGGCUCAACCGUGCUCAGCGCCACCGGCUGGCCGACGGCGAUAACUGAAUGUGGAAACUAUCCAUGACAAGCUUUCUGGGGAAACAGGUGCCGAAUUGCCGUGUUUCCUGCGAUCCUCAACUCACCUUCCUGAAGUCGUUAAAUAGCCAGAGCCUUGUUCGGGUACGUGAACCAACCACUCAGCCCGCUCGACGCCACCGACAGCCGAUGCAGGUUGGCGACAUCGCACGCCUCACAACAGCUGCAUUUGCUGUAUACUAGCUGAAUGGUGGAUAUGCCACCGCACGUCCCCUGCAUUUGUGGCGUUGGGGGAAGCUACUUGGACUCUGGGGCUUGUAUACGAGAGCGUGGGCGUUUAGUAAUGGAUUGAAGAUCGAGUGGACCUAUGUUAUCGCAAUUUGUUCGCCAUUAUUGUGUAAUUGACCGUGAUACUUGGUGCUCUUGAGCCACUUUUCGGCAGUUGGAUGGCUUAGAGGCGGUCGGGCCUCUCGCAAGCUACUGAUAGCCAGCGGCACAUCGGACAGUGGCGUUGAGGUGUCUUACACGAUACUUUUAAACAUGGGCUCAGAUGAACGGAGUAUGCCGAAACAUGAUUGGUCAAUUUACUCAUAUAUAGGAAAAAGCUGCUAUUCUAGCGCCUCCAAUGGAGAGAAGGCGGAGGUUAUUGCGUCAACCAGGCGUUCUAGUUGGCGUUCUCAGCAUCUCUCUCGUAGGCAGUGACCCACGAUCCGCGGAGAGAGUAUCCAUCGACACCCUCUUCGGCACGCUUGGCCUCCUCGGCUCUCUUAGCCUUCUCGUAGGCGGUGACCCAGGAGCCACGGAGAGAAUACCCGUCAACGCCCUCUUCGGAUCGCUUAGCAUUCUCAGCGUCUCUCUCAUAAGCAGUUACCCAAGAGCCUCGAAGAGAGUAUCCGUCAACACCCUCUUCGGCCCGCUUGGCUUCCUCAGCACGCUUGGCCUUUUCAUAGGCAGUAACCCAAGAACCUCGCAGGGAGUAUCCAUCAACGCCGUCCUCAGCGCGCUUAGCUUCUUCGGCUCUCUUGGCCUUCUCGUAAGCAGUCACCCAGGAGCCACGCAGGGAGUAGCCGUCAACACCCUCCUCGGAUCUCUUAGCAUUCUCAACAUCCCUCUCGUAGGCGGUUACCCAAGAACCACGGAGAGAGUAUCCAUCGACACCUUCUUCACCGCGCUUCUCCUGUAUAAAUUGUGAAUAUGUAGACUUCGUUGUGUCUUCUGGUGGGUACUUACAGAGGCCGGAGUAGGGGCAGCUAGGACAUGGGCAGCGUAAAACGCAACGGCCAGGAGGGAGAACUGCAUGAUUGCAAGAAGAGAGAAAUAUUUGGAUGCAAUAGAGUAAAGUUUGAAAGCUGAUGGUUGAUCUGUUGGUGCCGUUUCUGCGGACGAGAGGGCCGAGGUCGUCUCUUUUAUCCUCCGCCUUCGCUCUUGAUAGCCAAAGACAAAAGUUCUGGACUCUGAAUUGGCCGGGCACCUUCCUAAAUCAACCAAGAGCCAUUCUUUCGGCUUACUGAGAGUAUUUCGUUCCAGAGAUCAUCAUAUGAUAGACAGACCAGGCUCGUGUACUUCACGCCACAGGACGAGAAGGGCAAUCGCCGCCGCCAGCAGAGGCGAG